Molecule: messenger RNA, 216 nt
Organism: Aspergillus melleus
Lineage: Eukaryota; Fungi; Ascomycota; Eurotiomycetes; Eurotiales; Aspergillaceae
Product: nicotinate-nucleotide diphosphorylase (carboxylating)
Exons: 2
Coding region: 1-216 (71 amino acids)
Biological process (GO): quinolinate catabolic process; NAD+ biosynthetic process
Cellular component (GO): cytoplasm
Molecular function (GO): nicotinate-nucleotide diphosphorylase (carboxylating) activity
Source: RefSeq, a predicted model, not a curated record
AUGGCUUCUCAAUACGGCGACCUGCGGCAUCUGCUGCCCCUCAAUUACAAGAAUCUGAUCACCGCCUGGCUGGAGGAGGACUGUCCGAGCUUUGAUUAUGGCGGCUUCGUCGUGGGGGAGUCAGAGGGGGAGGCUCGUUUGCUGGGGAAGAGCAAGGGCAUCGUGGCCGGGGUGCCUUUUUUCGAUGAAGUCUUUUCCCAAUUAGGGUGCACGUAA